Strongylocentrotus purpuratus (purple sea urchin) is the source of this 1562-nucleotide messenger RNA. RefSeq names its product hydroxyacid oxidase 1. The coding region runs from base 115 to 1245 and encodes 376 amino acids. Gene Ontology annotation, molecular function: FMN binding; oxidoreductase activity. The transcript is spliced from 8 exons. NCBI's taxonomy places the organism in Eukaryota, Metazoa, Echinodermata, Echinoidea, Camarodonta, Strongylocentrotidae. The record is from RefSeq and is a predicted model, not a curated record.
CUGAUCCAGUUAUCCAAGGAGUUAGACUUAUGACUGUUUCGAGAAACGGUGCAGGCCCCAAGUCGAUCUCCAACGUAUACUGCAUAUACGCAAUAGUUUUCAUUUGAUGGAAACAUGACGACCUCGUCAGGGACCUCAUUGACGACCAUCGAGGAUUUUCGACGUCAGGCUAAGGAGCUGGUGUCAUCAGAAGGCUGGUCAUUUUACAACGAUGCGUCGGGACGGAGAUCGACAUUUCGAGAUAGCAUGGCUGCCUUUGACCGCUACGUGAUUCGUCCUCGUAUCCUCCGUGACAUCACGCAGCGUUCUCUGUCUACGACGGUGUUAGGUCAACCAAUCAGCAUGCCCAUCUGCGUUGCGCCAGCGGAAGCACAGCGAUUCGCCCAUCCAGACGCCGAAGUAGCAUCGGCUAAAGGAACUGCGGAUUCUGGAACCUUGUUCAUAAUGUCAUCAUUUGCUAACGCAUCCAUCGCAGAAGUUUCGCGGGCAGCCCCGGGAGGGUUACGAUGGAUGCAGCUAUAUCUCUUCAAAGAUCGACGGUUGGCUGAACACGUGGUAAAGGAAGCCGAGAGAGAAGGAUUCAAAGCUAUCGUUCUCACCGUCGAUUUACCUCUGUGGGGAGACUAUUCAUUCUACAAAUCUUCGCAUGCAACUUCAGCAUCGAGAUACUAUCACGAUCCAAGCCUGAGACCAACGAAUCUAGCCAUAGACAUACCAGAAGUGCAUGAUGCCAUCCGCUCUGGUGACGUCAACAUACGUCAUUACCUGGCUCAGCAGUACGACGCACCCAAAACAUGGGAUGAUAUCACAUGGCUCAAGUCGAUAACGUCACUUCCAAUCGUGCUAAAGGGUAUUCUUACAGGCGAGGCUGCGAUGGAAGCGGCUGAUGCCGGAGUCUCUGGAAUCAUUGUAUCAGCUCACGGUGGAAGGCACAUGGAUGGAGUACCUGCUCCGAUUGACGUCCUUGCGGAAGUAGUGUCAGCGGUCAAAGGUCGUGGGGUUGAGGUUUACAUGGAUGGAGGGGUACGAUCAGGAACCGAUGCACUCAAGGCUCUCGGAUUGGGGGCACGGGCAGUACUAAUAGGUAGACCAGCCCUCUGGGGGCUAGCUUGUGAUGGUCCGGCUGGAGUUACUAAGGUAUUAUCAAUCUUACGAUUCGAACUGGACACAGCUCUAGGCAUUUCAGGUUGCACCAGUAUUCAAGACAUUCCGCCAUCAUUGAUAGCUCGGAAAUCUUACCUAUGAAUUCACCCUCAUCGAUCAAACUCCGUCCAGCUGAGAGGAAUUGUCUCUCAUUCACAGACAAAGCUAAGAGAUACAAGAAUGUCACUCCCCAGUUCAUCUGAGAAAAAACUGGAACUUAGGAGCUGGUUUAGACCGUAAUCGUAUACCCAACUCUCUCCAUAUAUCGCUCUCUUUAUCUCUCUCUCUCUCUCUCCCCACUGAUUGGUCGAAAUUCGUUUUCUUGCCAAUUCAUAUCCGAUCAGAUACACCAUAAAGUAUAGCGUGAGAAUUUUAAAUUGUGAUUUUUCGUUAAAGAUGAAGUUGAGUUGUGGUCAUGC